AUGACCCAAACUACAUGGCAGAAGGUGGAGAUCAAGAUAUUUCAGGCUAAGAACAAUAUUCCAUUAGAGUGGCGCCUACCGUCCUCCUACCUUGAGGUAUUGCAGGACGCCUGUCAAUCCGUUCUCGGCAUCCCGCAUCGUUGUGGCAUUCUAUCCGAAAUGGAGAUUCACGUCACCGAAGCUUUCGAUGAAACUGCCUUGUUCGAGAAACCUGCUUCUCGUGGGUUGACUGCAGUUGAGGUUACUACCGCAUUUUGCAAGCGUGCAGCAAUUGCCCACCAGCUGACCUAUUGUCUGACGGAGACGUUCUUUGAUACGGCCCUUCGCAGGGCUCGGGAGUUGGACGACCAUCUCGAGGCCACGGGAAAGACAACAGGCCCGCUACAUGGUCUCCCUAUUAGCGUCAAAGAAUGUUACAACAUAGCCGUUGGCUUCAAACCUUCUGCAAGUCAAGUCCCCUACGGCAAUAUAGGAUCCGCAGCGAGGCUUGAGAUGGCACGGUUCCUACCCUGUGCUGGUUCCCUCAGCCACACUGUCCGAGAUGUUGAGCUGCUGCUAAGAGUGGUGUUAAACUCGAAUGCUGCGGAUCUAGACGAUAAUGCGCUGGGAGUUCCAUGGAAUGCUACGCGUCAGAGACCGUCGCUUCGAGCCGGUGUGUUACCGGAAGAUGCCCUCUACCGUCUGGCAUCCUCCAAUGCAGCGUGCUCUGAAAAAUGCAGUGAUCAGCAUUUCAAAGCAGAUGUCAUCCAUCUCCGAGGCAAAGACCUUGCCUUUCGGUUCUUUAACAUGAACCCCGACCGCACCGCGUUGAGUCACGUUAAGAACGGUGAUGAACCGUUUAUACCGUCGCUUAAAUCCACAUAUGACCUUGACAAGAAUGCUCCAGAGCCUCAACUGUUGGAACUGUACCAGCUCAAUGUGUCUAAAGCUAAACUUCUCACGCGAAUGAGACAGGUAUUCGUCGAGAACAAGGUGGACCCUGUGUCAUACCAUUCGGAAGGCCAAAUGCAUCUCAAGACGCCAAAUUUGUCCGAGACGUUCCGUACACGCCGCAGCGAAGUCGAAGGCGCGCCUUGCCAUAUCCAGUUGACAGGCAAACCUAUGAGGGAUGAAGAUCUCAUACAAGAUGCCUUGAUUGUUGAAAAAGUUCUGCAAGGUUAA
This is a messenger RNA of Talaromyces stipitatus ATCC 10500, 1161 nucleotides long. RefSeq names its product fatty-acid amide hydrolase, putative. Bases 1 to 1161 code for a protein of 386 amino acids. NCBI's taxonomy places the organism in Eukaryota, Fungi, Ascomycota, Eurotiomycetes, Eurotiales, Trichocomaceae. The record is from RefSeq and is a predicted model, not a curated record. The transcript is spliced from 4 exons.